This is a messenger RNA of Nymphalis io (European peacock), 1659 nucleotides long. RefSeq lists its product as uncharacterized. The coding region runs from base 1 to 1659 and encodes 552 amino acids. The transcript has 14 exons. Lineage: Eukaryota; Metazoa; Arthropoda; Insecta; Lepidoptera; Nymphalidae. The record is from RefSeq and is a predicted model, not a curated record.
AUGGCGAAAAAGAAAAUUGAAUUGUUCAUCAAUAUUUAUAAUGAAAAAGAAUUUGAAUAUAUGCUUGCUCACAAUUUGGACAGACUUAUAUGUGCUGAAUUGCAUUCUUCAUUUGCUGGACCAUGUACAGCGUUAGAUAAUCUAUUUGUUAAAAUUAAAUUAGACUGGGGAGAUGGGAAGAUCGUUUUGUUAAGGGUGUGUGUCGAUGAAAUACAAUCUCUCGGUCGGUUUCGAUGUCAAAGCGAACCAAUGUUUUUGUUUAUUUUGAAUAAGAAAAUAACUAGAGUUUUCCGAGGAGUCGAUUACAUUAUGUUUGCUGAAGUAGCGAAAAAAGAGAUCGAGGAUUAUAAUAAAGGACUUAAAGGUGGUUUAAUAGAGAGACCAAGCUAUGACAUUGAUGAAGCAUCUCCAGAGGAACAGGAAUGGCUAAAGACGCGUUUGUUGGAGAAACAAGAAGAAGAAAUGAUUGAAGUGACACAAAGGAAUCAACGUCAAGCAGCUCGGAAACGUCACAGAGCUGAGCUGAUGGUGCCUCAUCUGAAGCACAUCAACUUUGUCCUUUAUUGGCCUCAUGCGAAACACGCUCACCCUGAGUUGUAUGAGCGGUGGGACAUAAACAAUAUAAUUAUGAUAGGUCGUGAAGAGAUUCAUUUGACCAAGGAAAUUGCGGAUGAUGUCCUCUAUGCUGGGGAUGCCCCACUCAACGAAGCUUCUAUGCAUAUGCUACUCUCUGGACCGGCGCUUGCUAUUUGUUUCAGAUUAUUGGAUGAGGAUAAGCAUUUUGUAUCCUUGGUACGCAGAAUUCUUUAUGAGGAACUAGCGCCGUUAGAUGACAGCAAGCCAUUAAAUGAACAAUUCCCUCGAAAGAGUGCAUUCGAUUUGUAUAAAACCUACAGCCCUACUAAAGAAGACGUUUUGCGGAAGCGUCAUGAAGAGAAGUUGAAAAGAAAGGAAGAAGCAUUAGAGAAAAGAGCAAGGCGAUUGUCUGAGAUGCAACGCUUAGCGAGACAAGCUAUUGAAGAAGCAAUUCAAGCUAAGCGAGCUCUGCGAGAACAACAAAAGCUUCAGCUGCUUAAAGCUGGUAAUUUAUCUGCGUUAGAAAAGCUUCGCCAGGAAGCUUUCGAUGAGGAGAUCGAUAUCGUCGUACCUGAGGAACUUUCUGAAGAAGAAGAAAGUAGCGAGGAAGAAAAUGUUGACGAAUAUUUUCCGCCAGCUGGUCUUGUUAUACCAGGUUUUUAUGCACCACCAAAUGAUAUAGCUAAGGCGAAUGGCCUUGCUAUAUUAUUUCCUACCUUAGUAUUAGAAAAUGUGACCCCUGAACCGGAGUUCCUUCCACCGCAUGUCUUAGUUAUGAUUGACAUGGCGAAGCGAUAUAAAGCUAUCGAAAUAAUGGCGCACUACACGAAGGAAGUUAUACACAUGGGAAUUUUCAAAGGGACCUAUCCAGCCGAUGCUGUCCAUAUUGCAUACAGCGUUAAGCAAUUUGAUAGCAAGCAACGAAGUCAUGAUUUGGAUAAUUUGAAAUUAGCGUUUAUGGUGUCUGUAAAAUCCGAUCUGGCGUUGCUAGAACUAACAGAUUUGAACCCGUUACACGUCAGCCGUGAUCCAACUGUGGGAGCAGUCGAAUGCGCGGCAUUAUUCCCCGUUGACUAUGUUUAA